UAUGAAGAGUGGUGAUUCUUCUCGCCACUGGAUCUGAAGCAUCGGAGUGGGAAUCGAUCGAACAGGGCAACCAAUGCUGGAUACUGGAAAGUCACUGGUCAGCCUAAGAAAAUCAUGUCUGAUUCGGGAUUGAUUGGAAAGAAAAACUUUCUUGUAUUCUAUAGAGUUCGUUGUCCAGGCAAGAAAACCAAUUGGGUAUUGCAUGAGUACCCCAAAACCCUGAAAGAACUCGAUGCCACGCAUCCCGAUCUGAGCGCCUUUGUACUCUGUCAUUUGUCUUAUAAACACGAAAAAAAGAGUAUUAAAGACCCAAACUUUAAUGAUGCUGGGCCUGCUGUUUCAUCUCCCGCCACAUCCAAAUCUCGUCUUGAAGAAUCAGAGUCUGAGCUACUUCUGGUCUCAGUAUUCCCGGCAUCAGAAGUGCAAGCUACUACGACAAACAUUGUUGUGCUCAUGCUGCAGAGAAUCAAUUGGGAGAACUUACCACUACCGAUGUGAGAAAAGAAUUGAUAAAACAGUUCUUAAUUUUUUUCUGAAAGUUUAGAAGUGCAGUCGAUUAAUUAAGUACUUAUCUUAUAUUCAUUUUUUUUUUUUCAUCAGGAUGAU
Juglans microcarpa x Juglans regia is the source of this 606-nucleotide messenger RNA. RefSeq names its product NAC domain-containing protein 62-like. The record is from RefSeq and is a predicted model, not a curated record. Bases 115 to 498 code for a protein of 127 amino acids. Gene Ontology annotation, molecular function: DNA binding. The transcript has 3 exons. Gene Ontology annotation, biological process: regulation of DNA-templated transcription. Lineage: Eukaryota; Viridiplantae; Streptophyta; Magnoliopsida; Fagales; Juglandaceae.